Messenger RNA from Octodon degus (degu), 1525 nucleotides. It is a transcript of the gene Fam151b, whose product is annotated as family with sequence similarity 151 member B. The transcript has 6 exons. NCBI's taxonomy places the organism in Eukaryota, Metazoa, Chordata, Mammalia, Rodentia, Octodontidae. The coding region runs from base 86 to 922 and encodes 278 amino acids. The record is from RefSeq and is a predicted model, not a curated record.
GUUCCGGUCCCCGCGGCCAGGGCCUGAGGAAUCCGGUUCCCGCCGCGCCGGCAGCCGCGCCUGCGCAGACGGUGGCGUCAUCACCAUGGCAGCGCCCGCUGCUGGCCCGGGAUGCUGGAGUGAAAACAUCCUGGACUAUUUCCUGAGAACUCACCAGAUCGCUACAGAAGACGGCGCCGAGAUCUCCUGGUACCACGGAGCCAACCGCAGGGCGCAGACGGAGGCGGCGCUGAGGAGUGCGGCUCACAUGGUGGAGGCGGAUGUGCUGCUCCCGAGCGCAGGUGCAGGUGCGGUGCCCAGCCAGCCAGUCAUGGCUCAUCCCCCGGAAACCCACAGUGACAACACGCUGCAGGCCUGGCUGGCCGCGCUCCUGCCCAGCACCAAGGGCAUCAAGUUGGACUUCAAGAGCCUGGCAGCGGUGCCGCCGGCCAUGGCCCUCUUGGACACGGUGAGAGGUCGCCUGCAGCGUCCUGUGUGGCUUAACGCCGAUAUUCUCCCCGGUCCGAGUGGAAGCAGCAAUGUCGUGGACGCAAAGCCCUUUAUAGACACGGUGACAUCCUUCUUCCCGGCGGUGACGCUGUCCCUGGGCUGGACGACAGGAUGGCAUCCGGAGAAAGCCAACGAAGGGUACAGCUGGGAAAUGGUGAGAGAGAUGGAAUCCAUAUGCAGUGGGCUGAGUCAGCCCGUGACCUUCCCUGUCCGAGCGGUGUUGGUCAGACAGUCCUGUCCGCAGUUGCUCUGGCUGCUAAAGAGAUCAGACAGGUACAGCCUGACCGUCUGGACCGCCAAGGACGACAGCUGCUCCACUGAGGACUUACUCUACAUCAGGGACUGUUUUGACAAAAAGAAAGUGUUCUAUGACAUUUUGGAACCACAAAACCGUGAAUUUAAACAAGCCAUUGGAAUCACAGCUAAUCUCUGAGCAGAUUCUUCUCAGUUGUUUCUGCCUUGGCUUCCUAAUCCCUCUCUGCUUUGGCCUCAGUUAAUUGAUCAUUGGCUUAUGCUUAGUCAUCCAAGAGGAAGGGUGCGCCGCAUGCUCCCAUUAGACACCAGCCCUCCUGAGACUGAGCUCCCUAGAGGGCCUGGGAGAAGGGGCUGCAGGGCUAGUGCAGGGCAGCCGGGGAGCGCUCUCCUCGGUGGGGUCGGUGUUCCUUGUCCUGCCCGGUGCAGCCUGACCAAGGCUUCCCUGCUUUACUGAAAGGUCCCAAUGUAUGCAUUUUCCCUGUUGUUAACAGGCCACUUUCUCCCAUCAAAAACAUUGGUUUCCUGCAAGGAGCAGAGCUUUGGUUCAGAUUGCAGACAUUUCCUUUGCAGCCCUUGCGCGCUGGAGACUGGCACAUCUUCAACACGGUCUGCUUCAGCUCAGUUAUCCUGAAAGGCACAGAGGCGAGAACUCACUUGUGGAAUGGUUGUGAGGACUGAGCCGGAUCACACAGUAGCGAUACCUGUUUCCCGGCCUGUCACAUGGGGUGUGGGCAGCUAGCAAGGGCGGCUCCUGCCGGGCCAGUGCCAGGGUCAUGGACAC